GGCGCAAUGAGGCCUUCCCUUUCUCUUGUGAUCUUGUUGGUCUUGUCAAAACUACAUUUGUGUAGGUUCAUGUGUGCUGCUGUGUUUUAAACUUGGUGUGCACCGUCAGGAACGGAUUAACAUAAACAGAACCAGAUGACAGUAGGAUGCGCUCGGAACUAUUAUUUUUUACUAUAGCACUGUAUCUAUUACCAGCUGAUUGUGCACGUAGACUUAAUAGGUAUGUACGGCAUUAUGAACCCCUGGUCUACAAUCACGAGGAAGUUCAUGAACACCACACUCGCCUUAAGAGGUCCGUGUAUGGUGAAGAAGGUUAUCUGCAAAUGAAGUUCUUCUCACAUAACAGGCGUUUUCACUUGAGGUUAAAAAGAGACACGUCAGUAUUCAGUAGUGAUCUCAUAAUUCAGGCUCACAACAACAGUUUCCUGGACGUGGAUUUAUCGCACAUUUAUUCUGGGCGCCUGAUUGGGGAGCCCUCUAGCCACGUGUUUGGGUCAUUGCAUGAUGGUGUCUUCGAGGGUCGCAUUGAGACCCCAACAGAACACUACUAUGCUGAGAGGGUGGAGAAAUACUUUUCAGAUAGCCGGCCCUACCGCUCGGUGAUGUAUGCAGCUAGUGAUGUGGAACUGCCGGAACAGAAGCCAGGCUGUGGCAUAACUGAUGAUGUCAAACAGUGGAUGGAUAGGGUGGCUAAUGCUGCCGUUCCAGGAUCAGAGGAGUCUAGAAAGCAAAAGCGAAGUGGUCGGUCUGAGCGCUCACCAGGUGGUAGUGACUUCCACACAAGUGAAGCACCACACACAAAGUACCUGCGUGGACCUCCCCAUCUCCAAGUGCCCUCCACAUUACCAGCAAACUUUUUGCCCAACCGCCGGGUGUGCAACCUUUUUGUACAGACAGACACGUUUCUUUGGAACCACAUUAUCGCCACAAGCAAGGAUGAGAUAAAGGCACGCGAGGAGAUCUCUUCACUCAUUGCACAACAUGUGGAGGCUGCCAGUAGAAUCUAUCGGAAUACUAACUUCAAUGGCAUCCGUGAUAUCAAGUUUGCCGUCCAACGCAUUCGGAUUAAUGAUUCUUCUGCAUGCAUAAUGGAUGGGUACAGGCGCACAAACCCAUUCUGUGCUGGGAACUUGGAUGCUUCAAAUUUCCUCAACCUCAACUCUCUCUCAAACCAUGAUGAUUUCUGCUUGGCGUACGUAUGGACAUUUCGGGACUUCCAGCAUGGUACAUUGGGACUAGCCUGGGUGGCAUCUGUUAAUGGAGCAUCUGGUGGUAUCUGCGAAAAGUACAAGACAUAUUCAGAGAACAUCAACGGAAAAUCGGAAAAUGUAAAGCGAAGUUUAAACACUGGCAUUAUUACAUUCCUCAACCACAAUGCCAAAAUCCCUCUGAAAGUGUCAGAGAUAACUUUUGCCCAUGAGAUUGGUCACAACUUUGGAUCUCCUCACGACUAUCCUCCGGAGUGCGUUCCGGGGGGAGCGUCUGGGAACUUCAUCAUGUAUGCUAGCGCCACUCAAGGUCAUCAACUUAACAAUCAGAAGUUCUCUCCCUGCAGCGUUAGGAACAUUUCGCACGUUCUACAUGCGAUUUUCCGAGGAGAACAGAAAGAUAAUUGCUUUCAGGAUUACGAAGGACCAUUCUGUGGGAACAAAAUUGUGGAGGGCAAUGAAGAAUGUGAUUGUGGCUACGAGGAGCAAGAGUGCAUGGAGAGCUGCUGCUAUGCUCGUGAAAAUAGCGAAAGGAAGAAGGGCUGCACACGUAAAAACGGUGCCACAUGCAGUCCAAGCCAAGGUCCAUGCUGCACUGACAAGUGUGCUUAUGAGACAAGGGAUAAACUAUGCAAGCUGGAGACAGAUUGUACAGAACUGUCAUACUGCAAUGGUAUUCAGGCCAACUGCCCAGCUCCGGUGCACAAAAAGAACAAGACUGAGUGCAACAACGGUACACAAGUGUGCUGGAGUGGGGAGUGCAGUGGUUCCAUCUGUGAGAAGUAUGGAAUGGAUGAAUGCUUUCUGACAGAAGAUACAAAUCCCUCUCCAGAUAAAAUGUGCGAAGUAGCAUGCCAAGAAAAAGACAAGCCUGACACAUGCAAGAGUACUUAUGACAUUGAACGAAUGAAAGAGAUCAGGGGAAUCAAGCUGCGACCUGGCUCUCCGUGUAACAAUUUUCAAGGUUACUGCGACGUAUUCCAGAAGUGCAGACAUGUGGAUGCAGAAGGGCCACUGGCUCGCCUCAAGAGACUCCUCUUUGAUAAAAAGUCCUUGCUGACUGUAAAACAGUGGGUUACAUUGAAUUGGUGGGCAGUGCUGCUAAUGCUGAUAGCACUCAUAGUAGUUAUGGCAGUUUUUAUUCGCUGCUGCGCUGUACACACACCCAGCAGCAAUCCUCGAAGAGCACCUGCACUGCGCAUCCAAGACACGCUUAGAAGGCCUGGAGAUACUUUCCGACGGAAGCGUCGUGUACCACCAGACCCCCAUGCAGCACCUGGAGGCCCUCCUCCUCCCUACCCUGGUCCCCGUCCAUCAGCCCCACCUGCUGGCCCUUCUCACGGGUACGGUGAAGGACGGGGCCACUACAGCCGCGCUGUUACAGGCCAUGCCCAACCUCACUGUUCCGGGAGGAGCAAACGAACUGUUCCUGCAGAGGCUGUUGAACUACGUAGCAGCAACAAACAGAGGGUGUGACACUGUUUGCAGUGCAACACAAGUGGGCCUUAGAAGGCCACAGCCAAAGUCGUACUACAUCCUGCCUUCAUGAUUGCCCCUGGUCUACUUCUAAUGUGGCUCUCUCUGUAGAGAUUGUGCCUAGGUGCAUGUGUUUCAGGAGCCCUACUGAUGCUCAAAAGUGCCAACAUGAGGUGAUUCCUUGCCACUACUUCUCUGUAGCUCAAGGUUAGUUAAAAAGCUCAAUCUCAUUAGCACGCGUAGCAUGUUAGUAUUUUUCUUUUUAAGCAGAAAGGGUUUACACGCUGCAGACAGUAUACAACUGCAUUUAACUGAGGCCUGGUACAAGGUCUAGGAUAUAUAGCUAAUUUGUCAAAUUUUGUGGAAAUUACCUAGGCAUUAGCAAUAAUCUAGGCACUCUCUUUAACAUAGAGGGUUACAUUGGGGUGUCCCAUGUAGCAAGCAAUAGCUCUGCUGCUGCAACAUGGUUGAGCAUGGAACUGCAGGAUUAUCAAGUUCUGCUUCAAGGUCAGUGGUGAAGCCGAGGGAAGGGCAUGGUUGUGUACAGCGUUUGGACAUCUAAGUGGUAGUUGUGGCAGUCCAUACAUGUUUAGUGCGAGAACCUUCACGUUCGAGCUCGUAUCACAAAAAUUACAAAUAAGCUGAAUUGGUUUGAGUAUGGGUUGUGUAGAUAUGUUUGAUAAGCUUUAUCAUUGACAUUGGUCUAAUACAUGCUUCACGUUGGUUUCCACAACAUAACAAGUAUGUGUGUUGAAUUUUGGGAAAUCAAAAGUCUUGCAUAAGUUGCGUGAAGAUUCUGUUCUCACAGCUAAACUGUAGCCUUGCCACAUGGAGUGAUUCUGUUAAGUAGAAUGUCAGUGAAGAACCUCGAAGUCUUCUAGUCCUCUGCAAUGAGUGUCUCUUGUGCAAUCAUAGCUUCUCUGCACUGUGCAAUAUGCAGGGUCUAAAACAAACUUUGGAGGAGGUAUUGUAUUAUACAGAAAUUUAAAGUAAAUUUGGGAAGGAUAAAACGUUGGUUGUAAUUACAUCUACUUGCUAUUAUCGAUGACCACCAAGAAAGUCGAACAGGACAGCGACCCCAGUGGACUUGCUACUUAGUGCUACAUAGCCAGUUUGGCUGAAUAUACUGACCAACUCAGGGUCACCUGCAAGUAGAUGUUUAGUUAUGUCAUCUUAGGGGCAUUUUAUGGCAUGUAACAUGCAAGAUAAGUUUGCUGUUGAACUGAACAACAACUGUAGUUUGUUGCUGUAGGGCUUGAGUUCACAAAAUGCUGUGCCACAUCACAACAACAUAGAAGGAGGACCUUUUUUAUAUUAAGGAAUUUUGCUGAAAAUAAUUUAUUAGCUAAUUUUCGAACUGGUUGAAUAGUCUUGGCAAAAUGUUGCAGAUGUCUUGUGAAACACUCCACAGUGUCUAAGUUUCCAGUUUUUUUUAACCUGCCACUUUAUGGCCUCAAGUCCUUCAGUGAACUGCUACCUUCCAAUCUCGUUUCGCAUGGUCGCAGAGGUCACUCUGAUAAACGAACAAAAACAUUGUUCUUAUGUCUCUCUAGGUAGAAUACAUUCACAAGUGAGCAUUACAGUUUUUGUGGAAAAGCUUAUAUAUUCCAUUAUAUUUAUUUGUUCCUUUUGCUGGCCUGCUCAUUUGUUAUCCCUAAACUAUGUUACGUUUACCAUUGUGCAUUUGCUGCCACUUCUUUCAUACACAAAUUUGGACAGCUAGCACUGUUUUACUUAAUCUGCACACUGUGUUAUCUGUAUGCAUUUUGUUGAGCAUGUUUGGAUAUGCGGGGUAUUGGAUGCUAAAUUAGUAAGCUGAAGAACCGUACACCAUUAGAUGACUGUUAUGUUUUGCACAGUUGAUGUAAAAUCCUGGCACAAACACAGGAAGUUCCAUAGCAGUGAUUCCAGAUAAAUUUGGCAGGCUAUACAUAGUAUUCCAAUACCAUAGCUCUUCAAAUCAUUUCUGACCAUGCGCUGAUAGCGUCUUGGCAACGGCUAAGGUUUCCUGGGAGUUGUCGAGCUAGUCAAGUGUGGUCCGUGUCUGGUCCCCUCCCUCGCUUGCUCGAAAGAUGUUCCUCUGCGAGGACAUAUUGAAGUGUGAUAUGGACCAUAUUUACAUUUAUGAAUGAUCACACAUGAAAACCACAAGUGUCCUUUUAGACAUUCUCACCUUGGUUUCUUUGCACAUGUGAGUCUCUUGUGUCUGCAGUUGUGAAUGUGAAUCUUGGCAUGCAAAGCCUCUCUUAUUCUUGAGUCAGCAUGGAGCAGUGAGGGAAAAAGAUCAUUCAUUGUUUUCUCAGAUGUAUUGCUUUUAUUAAACUGUAGGUAUGCAGAAAUCCAUGCUUGUACAAAAUGGUUGUUAACAGACAUGUUAAAUCUGCUAGAGGAAUUUUCACUAUGGCAUUUUCCUGGUAAGGUUGAUAUACUGUCUUUUUGCUCGUAAGAGCUGCGUAGGACAUAAAGCACAGCUGUCUUUAUACACGCAGGACCUUUUUCCCUCACCGUCAUCUUUGCAGAUUUAACAUUGCAGGUCUGAAUAAGAAUUCACUUCUGGUGUCUGUACAUUAUUUUAUCAUUAUUAUGUGCAAAUGCAAAUUUUCUAUGCGACAUGUGCUGUAAUAUUAGUGAGCUUGUCAUGUCUUUCCUUUCCCUUAAUGGUGUACAGGAAAAGAUGAAUGUACCUCAUGUAGGAACUCUUGUAAAUAUGUAUGUUUGUAUAAUGGCAAGCAUUCAUCAAGGUGUGUAUGAGGGUGUGUAAAUUUGCCACUGUCAGCUAAGUUGCUGUGUUUGGUCUAGAGCCUGUUUUUACAAGUUUUAUUGUAAGCUUUUUUUUCUUAUUGUUAAGGCUCUUGAAGAACAAACCAAGCUUUUGAUGAUGUUCAUAGAGAGUUGUUUCUAAUAAAAUACUUCACCAUGC
Ornithodoros turicata is the source of this 5604-nucleotide messenger RNA. It is a transcript of the gene kuz, whose product is annotated as disintegrin and metalloproteinase domain-containing protein 10-like. Bases 147 to 2684 code for a protein of 845 amino acids. Gene Ontology annotation, molecular function: metalloendopeptidase activity. Gene Ontology annotation, cellular component: plasma membrane. The transcript has 14 exons. The record is from RefSeq and is a predicted model, not a curated record. Gene Ontology annotation, biological process: Notch signaling pathway; membrane protein ectodomain proteolysis. NCBI's taxonomy places the organism in Eukaryota, Metazoa, Arthropoda, Arachnida, Ixodida, Argasidae.